GUCAUUUCGACCGAAAGAUCAAUUCGACGUAAUGCGCCUUGUGAGCCUCGUCGCGGCGGCGGUGUCCUCUGUAGUAGACGCGGCCUGCGUAUACUCGUCUCUGCCGGCGACCCAAGUCGUGAUCUCCGACAGGUCCAUAUGCCCGGCGGUGAACUAUACGUGCAUCGUAGACAAGUCGACGUGCGCGGUCCUGCCGUGGGGGUCAUACUGGGACGCCAUCGGCAACUUCAAAGACGCGCCGUUGCACUACUAUUCCUGGUUCUUCACGGGCGGACGCUCCGUCAUCAGCUUGGACAUGGCAACCUUUCCUGACCGCUUUUCAGAGCUAUCCUUCACCAACAUUUCGUUGCCCGUUGACUCGAAGCUACCCCCUUGGCCCACCAACCUUACCAAACUGACAAUGCAGAAUGGGAACCUCAAGUCCAUCAGUGUCCUGUACCCAUUCCCAGCCAAGCUCACGGCGCUGUUUCUGGGAGCAAAUUACUUGUCCUCUGUCGCAGAUUUACGCACGCUUCCCCGCGCCAUCACCAGAUUGUCGCUACAAAACAACGAUUACACGGAACUGUCCAACCUCGAUUGGACCAAACUCACACUAGUGUACUUGAUCAACUGCGACAUGUUGCGGUCGAUCAACAUGGUCAAAUUUAGCACGGCAAUUGUUCAUUUGGACUUGUCGUCGGUGACAUUAACCAAGUGGAUCAUGGACAACAGCACAUUCGUGGCCCUCAACUCGACCCUUCGGCCUAACAACACGGCGGACGACUCGACCAAAGACGACGGCACGCAGAGUUAUACUGGCUACGGGUAUUAUAACACCAAGAUCUCCACCGAUCUAUCCGAGUGCGUUGCCGCCAACGGCGUGCUGCACGAGCUCUGGCCAGACAAAUCCAUGCGCAACUACAAGUACGCGGCCGAAGUGUUUACAGUGUGUGUGGUCAAAGACAUUGCCAUCGCCCCUACACCUAUCACGACACUUCCCCGUGUAGCCCCUCCCCCUACUUCCAAUACAGGCAUCGUCGUCGGCGGGGUCGUUGGCGGCGUCGUGGUGCUCGUGGGUCUCAUCGCGUUGUUUUGCUUCGUCAAACGUCGUGCUCCAACCAACAAUCACAAUUCCCCCCUACCGGAGUCUACUCCCACAGCCAACUACUACCGGCAAUCCCCACACCAUAUCCAGCCCCCAAACCACAAGGCUUCAAUGAACCACCCCUCGCCUAACCCCCACUCGAUCGACAACCCCCAUCCAUCAACAUCGUCUUCUACUCGCCAGUCAUCUGGGUCGACUCAUCCCGUUAACAACUCGCACACGGCCAACUCGUCAACGGCGCCUUCAUUGUUGUCGUCAUCUGAAGAAGCUAACAGUACCAUCAACUUGCACGCGCUGGCGCUGGUUCGAGUGAAUGCGCGGGAUGUUGUGUUGGGUCCAAAGCUCGGAUCGGGCGCGUUUGCGAAUGUGUGGCGGGGUACGUUUCUCGGAGACGAUGUCGCAGUCAAAGUGCUGCACCCGAACCGCGUAACGGUGUCUCAGAUUCAGUCGUUUGUGGGCGAGAUCGAGCUCAUGAGUUGGUUUGCGUCGCCGUAUAUUGUCAAGUUGGUCGGUGCGAGCUGGACACGGCCAUCCGACUUGCAGUGUGUGAUGGAGUUCAUGGACGGUGGUGAUUUGAAGGAGUAUUUGGACACUCACUCGAGCCAAGAGUUUGCCUGGGCUGACAAGUACAGACAUAUGUACCAGAUCGUGGAAGGGUUGGUGUAUUUGCACUCGCUCAACAUAAUCCAUCGAGAUGUCAAGUCGAGAAAUGUGCUAUUGGAUUCCACCAAAGGCACGAAAUUGACCGACUUUGGAAUUUCCAAAGAAGAUAUUCAAGCGACGAUGACGGUGGGAGUGGGAACGUUUCGAUGGAUGGCGCCCGAAGUGCUCCAAGACCAGGGGUAUACCAUCUCGGCCGACAUAUAUUCAUUUGGUACGGUUUCAAUAUAUAUAUAUAUUUGUUGGUUUUAACCCAAGAUUCGGACUUGUGUGAAAUGCUAUAUAUAUUUAUUGAUUUUACAAACCAUUCGGACUUGUGUGUGUGUGUGAAAUGAUUCGCCAAAUCGAUCGAUCGAUUCAUUGUACUGGAUUUUGGAUGUACAGGUUUGUCACACUAAUUAAAGUUUAUACACUAAUUCGAAGUUGAUGAGGACGGUUUCCUCCAACAAUCGGAUUGGCUCAAUUCAUUCUUGCUUCUUCUAUCUGGAUUGUCCAAUACGGUCGACAGAAUGAACUUGUUUUUGUCCUUUUUCUCUAUAAACAAUUUGGACUUUAUACCGAUUCGCCAAAUCGAUCGAUCGGGUUUUAUACUGAAUUUCGUAUGCGAAAACUGUCCGUGAUGCACACUAAUUCAAGUCACAUACUACACGAAGGAGUUCUGCAAUCUGGUUGGCUCUUACCCCCGAUUUUUCUGUCUAUGUGGUAGUGUCGAUUGAUUCGAUUUCUUUUCUCCAUGUCGCUCCAGUUUCGAAAAAUAAGCACAACAAUAUGUGUAUCGGUCGCUAUAGGAAUGAUCUUGUCGGAAUUCGAUACCCACCAUGUGCCGUACGUGGACAUGGUGAACCCGAUCAACGGCCAGCCCCUAGUCGACUCUGCCAUCAUCCUCAAGGUCGUGUCUGGCCAGCUCAAGCCGUCGUUCACGGACGACUGCCCUCGGUGGAUCUACGAUAUGGCGCAGCAGUGCCUCGCCCAUGACCCUGACCAGCGCCCCACCGCCAUGCAACUGUCGUUUAUCAUUGCCAAUCGACUCAAAGACUUGACCAAAUCGAGAUUAUCAUUACCUCCACAAGCGUAGACAACACGGGGAUUCUGUUUGUAGAGAUUCCUAACAGUAAACACUACCGAAAUACCAUGCGUUGAUGUGUGACGA
Molecule: messenger RNA, 2894 nt
Organism: Aphanomyces astaci
Lineage: Eukaryota; Oomycota; Saprolegniomycetes; Saprolegniales; Verrucalvaceae
Product: serine/threonine protein kinase, variant
Exons: 9
Coding region: 32-1996 (654 amino acids)
Biological process (GO): protein phosphorylation
Molecular function (GO): protein binding; ATP binding; protein kinase activity
Source: RefSeq, a predicted model, not a curated record